Molecule: messenger RNA, 3021 nt
Organism: Protobothrops mucrosquamatus (brown spotted pit viper)
Lineage: Eukaryota; Metazoa; Chordata; Lepidosauria; Squamata; Viperidae
Product: brevican core protein-like
Exons: 13
Coding region: 1-3021 (1006 amino acids)
Biological process (GO): cell adhesion
Molecular function (GO): hyaluronic acid binding
Source: RefSeq, a predicted model, not a curated record
AUGGCCCACUGCCGAGACCUCAUGCUCUGCGCUGCCUUGGCCCAACUGGCGUCUCUGGGGGUCUCCCUCCACCUUGGCAGGGAAAGCACAGAUGAGCUCAAAGUUCUGCGGGUCUCAAUUGCCAAGUUUCCGCCAGUGCGAGCCGUCCUGUCUGGCAGCCUCACCAUCCCCUGCCACAUCACCUACCUGCGGCCACUGCCCACUGCCGAAAUGGCCGGCCGCCAAGGGGUUCGGGGCACCCUCCGAGUAAAGUGGACCUUCCUUGUUGAUGGCAAAGAGACCGAGAUCCUGGUAGCCCGGGGCCUGAAGGUCAAAGUCAGCGAAAUCUACCGUAACCGAGUCUUCCUGCCCUUCUAUCCUGACUCGCCCAUGGAUGCCACCCUGGUCCUGAGCGAGCUGCGCUCCAAUGAUUCUGGACUGUAUCGCUGUGACGCUCAACACGGGAUUGAGGACGGGCAGGAUUUCCUGGAGGUGAAGGUGAAGGGGGUCGUCUUCCAUUACCGGGGAGGCUCUUCCCGCUAUGCCUACACCUUUCCCCAGGCCCAGGCGGCCUGCGCCCGGAUCGGGGCGGCCAUCGCCACCCCCGAGCAGCUCCACGCCGCCUACCGCAGCGGCUAUGAGCAGUGCGACGCCGGCUGGCUGGCGGACCAGACGGUCAGGUAUCCCAUCCAUACCCCUCGCGAAGCCUGCUAUGGAGACAUGAAUGGCUUUCCGGGAAUCCGCAAUUAUGGCGUAGUCAAUCCAGAUGACAUGUAUGACGUCUACUGCUACGCUGAAGAACUUUAUGGGGACCUGUUUUUGGUGAGCUCCCUGAGGAAAUUCACCUGGGAGGAGGCCAAAGCCGAGUGUGAAGCUCAGGGGGUGGAGAUGGCCACGACCGGCCAGCUCUAUGCGGCCUGGAACCAAGGGCUGGACCACUGCAGCCCAGGCUGGCUGGCAGACGGCAGCGUGCGCUACCCGAUUGUGACACCCCGCGAGAAGUGUGGAGGGAAUCUGCCAGGAGUCAAAACCAUCUUCCUCUUUCACAAUCAGACGGGAUUCCCAGAUCCCCAGAGCAAGUACGACGUGUUCUGCUUCAAAGAAGACGGCCCGGGCAGUAACCCUCGCUCUCUUUCUAGCAGCAAGGAGAUCAGCACGGUGACCCAGAGGAUGGAGGAGCUGCAGCUGGCCGAGGGAGAGCCCGAGGGGGCCAAGGAGUCCAGGGGGGCCAUUUAUUCUGUGCCCCUCUUCCAGGAUCCCGUUGAGGUGCCAGAGGAGCCAAGCAAAGCCUUUGAGGAGGCGGCCACCACAGAGCCCGAGGAGUCUGGCCCAGGCGGUUGUGACAGGCGGAGCGGAGGAGAAGAGGGGGAGGAAAGAGUUGGCAGCUGUGCCAGGCGACACGGGCCUGGGCGAGAGCCAGCAGAGCCCGGCGCAGAGGAGGUGCCCAGCACCCAGGAGGCCCACGUCACGGACCAAAGGCAACAGAGGGAGGAAGGAGAGCCAGAGAUUUCGGAGGCAUCUCCUCAGGAAGGGGAGGCUGAGGACGGAGAGGCAGUGGGGAGCCAGCCCAGGGAUGAGAAGGAGCCCCACGGUGUCCGCAGCCCUGCAGAGCCCUCCCCAGAGACCGCAGCCAGCUCCUCUGACAGCCCAGAGGGAGAGACAGUGGGCAAAGUCCAUGAAGGUCUCUCUGCGUCUCCCUCAGAGACGGUCACCGAAAGGACUCACGGUGCCGGCCAGGGCUCCAGUCCCCCUGAAGAGACUGAGGCGGGAGCUUCUUCUGCCAGGCAAGUCGAAAGCAGCUCCCCCGUGUCUGGGCGGGCAGGCACUCGCCACCCCAGUCCUCCCCGAGAGGCAGGAUCUGAGCCUCCAGGGACAGCCGCCUUCCCGGUGACCCCCUGGGCUCCCAUGCUGCUCCCGUCCCUGAGCGUGACGCCAACCGGCCCAUCUGAAGAGAGUGGGGACCACUCGGGUUCCUCCUGGCCACCACCAGCCAGGGUCUCCCCGGCCGCCAUCUCCAGUCCUCCAGACGAGGCCGUGGCUACCCCGAAGGCUUUUGCUGGCUCUGGAGAGGAGCCUGAGAUGGAGGAUGGGGCUGAGACCGAAGCCGGCCCUUCCGAAGAGGAGCCCUGGGCAGAAGCAUCGGAGAAGGAGCAGGAGGCGGCUCUGACGACGACGGUGCCAGCUGCAGAGGAAGAAGGGCACCCGGGACACCAGGAGGCUGUCCCCUCUGGAGGCCCUUUGGGCUUGGACUUCUUCAGCACCCCGUUCCUGGAGGCCUCCUUGACUACCACCCACUCUCGGCCAGUUCUGCCCACUGAAAGUGCCAGCCUUGGAGCAUCUGGCAGCGUGUCAGACGCCUGCAUGCCAAACCCCUGCAGGAACGGAGGGACCUGCACGGAAGAAAGUGGGCGCCCAGGGUGCCUCUGCCUGCCGGGAUACGGAGGGGAUGCCUGCGACGUCAGCCUGAGGAAGUGCCAGCCCGGCUGGGACGCCUUCCAAGCAUUCUGCUACAAGCACUUUUCUGCCCGGAGGAGCUGGGAGGACUCCGAGACCCAGUGCAGGGAGCAUGGGGGCCACCUGGCCAACAUCAUGUCUCCGGAGGAGCAGAGCUUCAUCAACAGUCAGUACAAGGAAUACCAGUGGAUCGGCCUGAAUGACCGCACGAUCGAAGGGGACUUCCAGUGGUCUGACGGGAGUCCUCUGCUGUAUGAGAGCUGGCAGGACGGGCAGCCUGACAGCCAUUUCCUCUACGGGGAGAACUGCGUGGGCAUGUCCUGGCGAAAGGAUGGGAAGUGGAGCGACGUGCCCUGUGGCUACCAUCUGCCCUUCACCUGCAAAAUGGGGCUGAUCUCUUGCAGCUCCCCUCCCAAAGUGGCCAACGCGCAGAUAUUUGGCAAACCAAAGCAGCAUUACGAAGUCAAUUCUGUCCUCCGAUACUGGUGCCCGGAAGGCUUCGCUCAGCGCCGCCAGCCGCUCAUCCGCUGCCAGGAGAACGGCCAGUGGCAGCAGCCACAAUUCGCCUGCAGCCCCGGGGAGUCCUAG